Molecule: messenger RNA, 1648 nt
Organism: Ipomoea nil (Japanese morning glory)
Lineage: Eukaryota; Viridiplantae; Streptophyta; Magnoliopsida; Solanales; Convolvulaceae
Exons: 7
Coding region: 285-1337 (350 amino acids)
Source: RefSeq, a predicted model, not a curated record
CGCCUCUCCUCCCGAUAAAUCUCCUCCGACCGCCGCUGGGACCAAUCAGCGUACCGCCUCUCCUCCGAUUGCCAUUGCAUCGUCUCCCACCGCCCCUGCAUCGUCUCCGACUGCCGUUGCUUGCCCCGCCAACCGCCGCUACUUCCUCAGCCAGCUAGCCGCUGCUUGCUCCGUCGGCCGCCGGUUGACCUGCUUCCUUCUGUUUCAAGUCAAGAAUCACAAAUAUUGGUUGGGAAUCGCAUUAUUACAGUCAAGCUUCUUCAAGUUCUUCGGCGAUUGAUAAGAUGACACGAGAUGGUAAUAGAGUUGGACGCAUAAGAGGACGUGGACGUGGUGCAUCGGUUACACUUCCGAGUUCUAGCCCAUCAUCGUCUGCACUUCCUUCUCUUGUGGCACCUAUUGUGGCACCUCCUCCUGCUAUAGUAUCUCCAACUAUUGUGUCACCUGCUUCUAUUGGUUCACCACCUGAAUUGCCGAUUCCAUCACCAUCAGACUCUACUGCUCCACCCACAUCCUCAUCAGUUGCAGGAUCAUCUACUGCUUGUGAUUUGCCUAUUGUUCAUAUAGAGGACGGGAGGUUAAUGCCAUCUAACACAUGUUCACAUACAAUUACAAAAAUAUUAAAGCAAAGGAUCUACCCUGAUGGGUAUACAUGGAAGACUGUAUCUAAUGAGUACAAGGAAUACUACUUUGAAGAAUUUAAGAAAUAUUUCAAGUGGGACGAGACCAUUAACAGUCAAGUACAUAAAGUGUUUUUAACACAAACAAGCACACGCUAUACCGAUAUGGUCUCCAAAAUAAAGAAGAAUCGGACUUCAUCUGGGAAGCCAGAGUUUGUACAUGAAGAUACAUGGCGUAUUUGGGAGGCAUAUUGGGAUAGGCCUGAAGUUAAAGCUAAAUCUGAACAGCAACGCAAAAAUAGGAUGAGUGAGGUAGCAGGACCUGGUACGGGAUGUUCUCGACAUACCGGAGGAUCUAGAUCAAGUAUUGAGCACUUUCACACAUUGCGGAAUGAACUUCAAAAGGAGCCUAAUCUGUUUGAGUGCUUUACUCAUACGCACAAAAAGAAGGAUGGUACAUUCGUUGAUGAGAGGUCAAAGAAAAUCGCUGAUGAAAUACAAGCACGGCGUGAUGCUAUAAUGCAAGAGGCGGAAGGGUCAACUGACCCACCAGUUAUAGACAUGUCGCAAAUGUAUGUGGAUGUUGUUGGUGGGGUAAAAAAGCAGCGUAUUUAUGGCUUAGGGACUAAGUCAUCUGCAUUUAUCAGUGGGAAUAGCUGUAGUUCAUCUGCUACUUCACAACUUCAACAAGAGGCAAUGAAGGAGAUGAUGAACUAACAGUUAGAGACCAUGCGAGGUGAGAUGGAAGCUAAACUACAAGCUGAAAGAACUGAGAUGGAAGCUAAACUACAAGCUGAAAGAAUUGAGAUGGAAGUUAAACUACAAGCUGAAAGAACUCAAAUGCAGGCUCAAGUGCAGACUCAAAUGCAAGCUCAAAUUGCAAGUUUGAUGGAUGAGUUGCGUCGCAAUGGUAUGCUAUCCAAUCCAAGUACUCAAGCUCAACAAUCGGCUAAUUCAAAUGCUGAAAACUUAGGAGAUGAUUAGAUUAUGUUUUUUUAAUAUAUUUUGUACUGGUACUAAUGAUGUAA